Blepharisma stoltei is the source of this 4438-nucleotide messenger RNA. The record is from the annotation of a GenBank genome assembly. NCBI's taxonomy places the organism in Eukaryota, Ciliophora, Heterotrichea, Heterotrichida, Blepharismidae.
AUGAGUGUUUUAUACCAAGAAGCCCAUUCAUAUCAAAUUUCAGUAGUAGACAGCCUAAUAAACGACGCUGAAGCCUGAAAAAAUACACAAGACGUCGUAUUUUUAACAAUGCAAGCAUUUUAUGAAAUUCUCAAGCUUCAUGGAUCAAAAAUUGGAGAACUUGACCACCUGCCAGCUCCCAGAGACAGAGCAGAAGACUCUAAUUUAUCCACACAGCGGAAAUGAAGUGGCACACAGGUAUUUGAAAUAUAUGAAGAAUUAAAUAAAAAGCCGUCACUUGAUGAAGUUAACGAUUUGAUUAAGCACAAAUUGGCAAAUUUAGAUAGGACAUCCCCGCCACUUCAUGAUCCCUCUCAAGAUGAUAUAGAUUUUGAUAUAGAGAGCAAUAAAUCUAUAAGAGAAUUAGAUGAAAUUAGAGAAGAAAUCCGUGAAAUUAAGAUAAAAAUAAGUGAAGCUGCCAAUCAUUCAGAAAUCAGAGUUAUCUACGAUCUGCUUGAGAAUAAAGCAAAUAUUCCAGACAUAUGAGAAGCAUUGCAGCAAAAAGCAAAUAAACAAGCAGUUAUACCUAUUUGCCAAGAAUAGCCCACUAAGGAGCAUUUUUUGGUUCGCCAUUCUAAUUUGGUUAGCCAGACAAUAUGACAUGCUUAAGAAUUUGGCAAGCCAACUAUUGUCCGGCUACAAAAAAUGCUCCUUAGUGGGCUAUUUUUGGUAAAUAAGUAUAAUAAUGUUUUAGCCAAAAAAGCCAACACUUCAGAUUUUGAAAAUUUAAUGGCAAUAAAAGCUGACAACAAAAUAGUCCAAGAGCUGAUUUCAAAAGUCGACGAAAAAAUUGAUAUUUCUGCUAUGGAAAAUGCCACAAAAGACCUUGAAAAAAGGAUAAAUAAAGAAAUUGAAGACUUUAAGAAGCAGCUUUUAGACGAUUUUUCUCCUGUGUCUAGGACUGAUUUUGAUAUUGAAAUUCAAAAAUUUGAUAAAAUGGUUGACAGUAUUUAUGAGCAAAACGCAAAUUCGAUUAAAAAUAUUGAAAAUACUGUAGAAAAUAUGAUAAGGUCAAAAUUAGAGAAAAAUAGAGAAAUUAAUGUGAGCCAAGCCAUUGAUAGGUCGAUGAUUGAGACUAUGAAUAAUCAGCUUAGGGAUGAAAUAAAAGAAAUGAAAAUAUAUAUUAAAUAAUUUAAAUGGUGUCUCAGCCCGGGCAUAGCUCUCGCUCAUUCAACUUCGAGCAUAUAUUUAAAUUAUAUCCGAGACAAACUUUUCCCUAUUGCCGAAAGUAAGAUAGCGAUUCUAUUUUUUGAUUUCUAUGAUGGUAUCCUUCAUUGCCCAAACUCAAGCAGCAGCCACAGAAGUUCAUAAUCUGCCCACCCUGCACUGGGGCAUCAAGGCAAUAAGAGGAGGAAUAGGAAGAAGGGUAAAGGUUUCUGAUGUAGUUUCAGGGGCCGAAGGAGGAGCAAGAUAGUGUCCAACCUUUUCUUUGCUGGUAAAUCAUUUCAAUCUAGCCCAGCUUGACUGAUAGCAUUACAAAGCAGAUAGCCCUCUAGGGGUCCUUGUGACUGUGUAGCCAAUAGGCGGAAGCCACCCUGCAAUAAAUUUAAGUUCAAAAAAAUAUUUAUUACAGGUGACAUUAGAAAUAAAAUAACAGAAAUUAAUGAAAAAUUUGAUUCUGUACAAGAGAAAUAUAAUGAACAAAGAAGUAAUGAAGAGUAUAAAUUGAAAUUAUAUGAAGAAGAAAUUUUCAAGUUAAAAGCAAGUCAAGACUCAUUAAUUUCUUUAAAAUCUGAUUUUAAAAAAGUCUUCCAAGAGCUGCAAAAAUCUGAAAGCGAAAGAAAAAAUCAGUUAGAAGUCAGUGAAUUUUGUAACAAAUCGAAUAUGCAAACUUUAAAUUUGUUAAAAAAUUCAGUUGAAUCGCUUGAAAAAGCUUUCCAUGCAAACAACUAUGAACUAUCUGCACAUGUAAAGCAAACAGACUCAAAUUUUCAAUCACAAAAAAGUUAUUUUGAAAAUGAGCUAAAAUCCAAUAAAAAUGAAUUUUUUGAGCUUUUUAAUAAAUUAGAUGCAAAUUUAUUAUGACAAAAAAGGCAGUUUGAUGAGCAGCUGAAAAUUAAUAAAGAAGAAUUAACAAAAAUUUUGAAUAAUCCAGGAUUUCAAGCAGCAGAUAAUAGUAAUUUCGAAGGAGAAUUAAAAUUAGUUAAAGAAGAACUUAUAAAGAUAGUAAAUGAUUUUCAAACAAAUUUUGAAGAAGAAAUAAAAAGGAAUAGAACCGAAUUAGAUAAAUUUUCGAAUAAAUUAGAAAAUGAUUUGCAGAGACAAGAAGCAUUUUUAGAAGAAAAAAUAAAAUUAAGCAAGAAUGAAUUGAAUGAAGCUUCAAAUAAAUUCAAUGAAAAAUUAGAAGAGUUGAAAAAGCAGGCUAGAGAAGAUAUGGAACUGAAUAAAGGCGAAUUUAAUCCCAUUUUUAAUGAUUUUGAGCUAAGAUUAGCUGAUCUAAAAAAUCACAUUGACGAACUAAACAGUAAAAAUUCUAAAAGUCUUCCACAAGCAAAAUUUGAUGAAAAAGAAAUUUCAAAACUGCAUUCUCUUUAUAACGACCUAUUGCAAAAAAUUGUGGAAAUAGAAGAAUCUUUAUCAAAAAAAAUAGACAUAAAGGAUUUUAAUUCUGCUUUGCAAAAUUCAGAGCACAUGAAAAUAAUUUUAUCAUCUUUGUCGUCAAAAGCAGAUGAAGCUGCUAUUAAUGAGCUAAUAAAAAUACAAGAAGAAAUCAGCCAGCUCUACAGUUCUCUAAAAGAAACAGUUGAGCAUAAAAUGGCUCAUGAAAAAAGUAGCAAAGAUAUUGAAGAAAUUAAUAUAAUUGAUGAGGAUUAUGAAUUAUCAGAAAUAGAAAAUAUAAAAAAAUGGAUAAUUUUGCUUCUUUUAAAAAUAAUACAAUAAUAAUUUUAUGCUGGUUUUUAGAUUAAUCUGAAAAGCAUAUAAAAAUGACACAAGAUGAAUUCGCUUUAAAUAUUAAAAAAAUUGAAGGAAUUCUUGAAAAAAAGGCAGACAUUGAGGAAAUUAAUAAAAAAGUAUCUGAAGAAAUGCUAUUUAACCUAUUAAACGAAAAAGUUGACUAUAAACUCUAUGAAUAUCUCGCUUCUUCCCAAAAUGAAAUUCUAUUAAAUAUCGAAAAUCUUGAUAAAAUUUUACAAGGAAAAGCAGAAAAAAAUGACCUUGAUAUAAAAGUUUCAAAUAAAGAUCUUAAAGAAUUAUUAUCAAAUAAAGCAGACACAAUAUCACUAAUAGAGUUUCAAGAAACUGUUAAGAAAAAUCUUAAAGAUCUUGAAGCAAAAAUCCCACCAAAAAGGAAAAAUACCGAUCUAAGCCAAGAAAAAAUUUUAAAAGAAACCCAAGCCUACAUUUCAGCAAGCUAGUUUAGGUUAUUAAAGUCAGCCGUUAGCCAUAUUGGUGACGCAGUCGCCAAAGACCUCCGUACGGGAGGUUCAACCGCUUUUCAGCCUACAUUUCAGCAAGUUUAUCUAAAUUUCAAAUAGGUGAAGUCAAAAUUCUCCAAGAAAAAUUUACAAAAGAGCUAGAACAUAUUAAAACAAGGAUUAAAAGCUUUGUAAAAUCCGAUAUUUUUGAGACAUCAACUCGAGAAAUCUACUCAAUUUUGAAUACAAAAUUAGACUCUUCUUCCCUUUCAGAAAUUAUUAAUAAUCAAGAAGAAAUAAUGAAAACUAUUGAAAAUUUAAAUUUUGAGAAAAAAGAUGAAAAUCAAAUAAAAGCCUUGGUAGAGGCAAUUGAUAAUAAAUUCAAAAAAUUAAAAUUGGAUAUAAAUACAAAAUUCAGCUCAUUUAAGAACGAAAAAGAGCAUCUUUUUGAAGAACUCAGGAAGGAAAAUGAAAAAUCAUUUGAGUAUGUGCUAGGAGAAUUAAGGAAAAAAGCAAGUAAUAAAGAAAUAAAAGGAAUCCUUGAUGCAAAAAUUAAUGCAGAAGAAUACAAGCAUGAUUUAGCUGGAUUUAUUACAAAAGACGACUAUGAGACAAACAUCCUUGAACAGUCGUUAAUUAAUGAAAUUUUACUAGGAGAAAACUGCCUUGGGAAAUGGCUUUGAAAGUCAGGAAAAGAAACAAAUAAUUAUAUCCCAUGGGAAACUGAAAUUUCUAAUACUUGUCCUACGAAUUUUAUAUGAAAACCCAACACAAUCGAAAUUUCUGUAAUAGCUCCUGGCCUCUAUGAAAUUUCAUAUGGAUUUUACUCCAGUAAAAAACCAAAUAUAACUGUGUAUAUUAAUGACGAAAUCGCUAUAGAAGAUAAACCAAACCCAAAUAAACGCUGGAUAAGGCAUUCUGAUGGUAAUAUAUCAGGAUUAUCAAAUAUUUCCUUCAUCGCUCUACCAGCCCGCGCAAAUAUUCGCAUUUCUUAUACAUGUGAGAAAAAAGGUGAAGGAUUUUUAAGUCUGAGAAAAAUUUAA